Plectropomus leopardus (leopard coralgrouper) is the source of this 2217-nucleotide messenger RNA. RefSeq names its product activating transcription factor 5a (gene atf5a). The record is from RefSeq and is a predicted model, not a curated record. Gene Ontology annotation, biological process: regulation of transcription by RNA polymerase II. Gene Ontology annotation, cellular component: nucleus. Gene Ontology annotation, molecular function: RNA polymerase II transcription regulatory region sequence-specific DNA binding; DNA-binding transcription activator activity, RNA polymerase II-specific. NCBI's taxonomy places the organism in Eukaryota, Metazoa, Chordata, Actinopteri, Perciformes, Serranidae.
CACUGAGCAGCACGGUCUGUGCCGGUGACGCAGUCGGUUGCUAGGUGUGAAUGAACUGAUGCUUUCUCACAAUUAAGCAGCCCCUCAGUUUACAGGUCGACCACAACAAAGCAACAACUCGUCCUUUUUGCGCCGUCCCGGAUAUUCCGAGCUAAAAUGGCUCUUUAAACUCGUGAAGUAGUCGGACCCUAAGAGAAUUCGUGCUUUGCUUUAGCAACGCACCCCCAAGUGCUCUACCUUUUUCUUCUGCAAGAAUGGAGUUUCAUUAUGCUCACCCAGCCCUGCUCUCUGUGGCCCAUCUGUCAGACCCUGCUCGCUCACAGCAUAUGCUUGGACUUGGACUGAAUCAAAGCGCCAACAGACAAUAUGAUGGCAACAUCAGCUCCUGUUUGGAAGACUCUUCGUGUCUGCCCGGCAGACCCCCUCGCUCUCUCUCACCCACAGGCUAACCACAGCCAAUCACAGGGGUGCAGGGGGGAGGUGUCAGAGGAGAGUCAGCACUUAAUUGGUGAUGGUCUCACUGACUGGAUGACGGAAGAAGUGGAUUUCUCCUCGUACCUCCCAAACCCUCCUUCCCCUCCCUCCUCCACCAAUGCCUCCCUUCCCCCUUCACCCCUUCAGAAUGAUAUCCAGGUGCCCUCUGACUUGGAGGUCAUGACCUCUCUGCUGCAAGAGGAACUCGCCCAACUAGAGGACUACUUCCUGUCUGAACCACUGCCAGAGAAAGGGCCGAGGCUGGGAAAAUGCGACAGGGGUCCACUGCCGGCGGGUCCUCAGCCGUUCAGUCAGCUGCCAUACGCAUCAUACUCGACAUCCAACCAAUCGGAAUCCAGCCCCCUCCUUGUUACCCUGGCAACCGGAGAACUGGACCUGCUGAGUAUCUGUGGCGGGCCCAUUGGGCGAUCCAAAAUUCCAAGACACGCCCCGUACAGCUGCAGUCGCCCCAGUGGGUGUGUUAGAAAAAGAGUUCCUGAUGGUGUGAGGUUCAGUGAAGGCUACGAUAACAGUUUGUUGAGUUCCAAAGGAAGUAACUCAGGUAACUCGGCGGUGACCCUGACCAGUAACUAUGGCUGUGUAGAGGACGAGCAGUUGGUGGGGAAGAGCUACUGUCUGGGCAGUGCAGUCGAGGUCAGAAGAUGCGCCGUUCUACCAAAAGAAGAGAAAAAUUGCUGCUUCAGCCAAGAUGUCAUAGGUGGUACAAAAGUUGUUGGUGGUGGAUUUGGCUUUGGCGGAUCACUUGAGGUCCCGCACAAGAAAGAGGAUCUGCUGAUGUAUAGCAUGAGGGAGGUCAGCGGAGGCACUGGUACCAACGAGGUGCUGAAUAGUAUCAAAGCUAGUGUGGAGGUGACAAAAGCUACCGUUUCUUGGAAAACAGAGAGCAGUGAAGGUUGUUAUCUCCCAACGACGCCGCAGUCUGAGGCCUAUCAUAGCUUCUUAGGUAACAUCAACGAACAGGUGAAAUCAGAAGGUCUACAGAUCGCGCAGCAUGAUUUACACUGUAAUUUCCUGGAAGAUCAGGGCCCAGAGUGUCUUUUAAUGGCUAGGGAGAGUUUGAACUUAGAGUCUGCAGGUCACAGGCAAGCAUGCAGGUUGAAGGAAGACCACUGUGCUUUGAAAUACGAAGAGGACCUCAUUCCAGCCGAGGGCGGCGAGCGCAAACAGAAGAAGAGAGAUCAGAACAAAACUGCCGCUCACAGGUAUCGCCAGCGAAAAAGGGCGGAGCUAGAUUCUUUGGAGGAACAGUUGCAUUGCCUUGAAGGGAGAAACCGGGAGCUCCGGGACAAGGCAGAGUCCGUAGAACGUGAAAUCCAGUAUGUCAAAGACCUGCUGAUUGAAGUUUACAAGGCCCGUAGCCAAAGGCUCAAGCAGGACACAACAGCGUAACAUCAACUCCUGCAAGUACACUCACAGAGGGCGUAACAGGGAAAAUUUGGUGUCUUUAAGAUUGUCCAGAAUUGAAUGUUCAAUUUUUUUUUUCAUGACGGGCGGGGUAAAUGCAUGCUUUGCUAAUGUGAAUUAUUUUUUACAUUUUAAAUCAACACUCUAUCCAAUGCUUCCAUUGCUUUCGCACUCGAAUCACUUGAGCCUGCACUGUGGCAUUGCAAUGCUUUAAAUGACAAUCAUUUUAAUAGAUCUCGCACUGCGCUGAUCUACUAAUUGAAAUACAGUUAUUUCUGAAAAAGUAAUGUUGUUCAUUAUGCAGGUUUAAUAUUUUUA